AUGGCGGAGCAGCAGCAGGCGGCCGACAACCCCGGCGAGUUCUCCAUCUUCGUUAAGAAUUUACAUGGAAAAACAUUGCCAGUGACAGCAUCUCUGGAUGACAGCGUGUGGGAGCUUAAGGCCAAGCUGAACGCACAGGACUCCUCCCUGAUCCCCGAGACAGGAGCGCUGAUCUACGACAGCAGACAAAUGGAGGACCACCUGACCCUGCGACACUAUAAAAUCACACCCAACUGCUUAUUGCACUAUAGACUAAGAAUACGAGGUGGUGGUGCGGGUGUCAAAUCUGAAUUACCAGUCACAGGCUUAGCCCUAAAGAAGCUGGUGGCAGACCCUCCCAAAUUUCUGACAGAGAAGGCCUCGGGGAGCACAGAGGAGAGCUAUGACUGGCUGAACCUGGGCUCACCACUGCAGGGAAACUGCUGGCGCUGCAUGGGGGAGAAUCUUCCAGAAGUGACGCCGGAGAUAACCCAAGACACUUUUAAGUACCACACCACGUACCGAGCUCACCUCCCUGGUGCAGGCGUCUUCCAGUGCUCCAUCACAGGCCUCAGCUUCGAGGUGAGGUCGGCAGUGACCAUCACCUACAGAUACGGGACCUGGACCAAGCACCUGAGCAAGGCUGACCAGGAACUGUGGGCGCCCGCCGGACCCCUCUUCCGCAUCGAGGCGCAGCCCGGCAUCGUGCAGGCGGUGCAUCUCCCCCACUUCAUCUGCCUGGCAGAAGACGUAAAUACCAGCCUGUGUUCCAUUGCCCAUUUUAAAUCUGGGAAGAUGACCCUGGAGAGACCGACCAGACUGGUUGCUUUCUCUGCUGUCCUGGAGAAUCCCAGCUUCUCACUACUUGGGGUGCUUUGGAGGAGGUUACGUUCAACCCUAAAUUCAUUCCCUAUGCACUCCUUGGUGCUCAUCUUCCAGCAGCUCAGUGCUGCAAGCACGACUCUUCACCUCUACCUGAUCCCAGAUGACAACUCUGUGAAGCAGCCACACUUGCCAUUUUGCUACAAGAGUCCAAAGGAACAGCAGCUCUUUGUCGAGAUCUACAUCAGGAACAUGGCAGAGGAAAUUGGGCUUCUUAUGACGGACACACGCAAUAACACUGUGGUCUGGAGGGCAUCACUGAGGUCAGGUGAUAUUAAUCUUCCUGCCUGUGUCUCCAAGACCUUGUCAGGUGCAGCCUUCAUGAAGCAGCACAAGACUGAGCUUUGCUCCAGGAUGAGGCAGCUCUCCACCAUUCUGCUACACUUACGGGAUGCAAACGUCAUCAACAGCGAUGAAGAAGAGGAGGUGCAAGGUCAAAAUACGAGCCAAAGGAAGAACCAAGUUUUGCUGGAGCUAGCUGAGAAGAAAGGGCUGGAGGCGCAGGAGCAGCUCUACCAGAUCCUCCGGAUGAAAGACCCCUACCUCAUCACAGACCUGGAGAAGUCCAGCUAG
This is a messenger RNA of Balearica regulorum gibbericeps (East African grey crowned-crane), 1434 nucleotides long. The record is from RefSeq and is a predicted model, not a curated record. Lineage: Eukaryota; Metazoa; Chordata; Aves; Gruiformes; Gruidae.